AAUUUUAAUACAAAGAAAACACACGCUUACGUUGUAUUGUCUCUAACAUAUAACUCUUCAUGAUUUUUUUUGGCUACUAUUUUUCUGUCAUCUUGCCUCUACUAGAACUUGGAUUCAUUCUCUAUCCCCUCCCAUCUUUUUUUUUUUUUUGGUAACAUUUAAGUCUUCUUUUUCUUAUAACAUCCCCUUCCAUCUAAUUUCAAUAUAUAAAACGUUUCACCUUUAUUCUCAAUUCUGUAUUAUUGGGAAGAGAAUCCAACUCGCUAACUGUCAUUUGGGAUGCCGAAAGAAAACAUGGAUGAUGGAAAUGCUGAGGUUUCUGAUAAGCUUUCUGAUAAUAUUCUAUUAUUGAAUCCAGAGUCAUCCAGCAGUUUUCGGGCUUCAACAUCUUUGAACACAGUUACUGAACUGUGUAGGAGUAGCAGCAGAACAUGCACCCACACUCACACAUGCAACCCACCUGGCCCAGAUGCUGCUCACACACACACAUGCUAUCACACACACACCCAAGUUUUUGCACCUGAAGAUGAUGACAGGGAGGACACAAACUUCAAGCAGAAAAAGCCUUCCGGCAACCGAGAAGCUGUUAGGAAGUAUAGGGAGAAGAAGAAGGCACACACAGCUUAUUUGGAGGAGGAAGUUAAGAAAUUGCGUCUGGUGAAUCAGCAACUAGUGAGGAAGCUACAAGGGCAGGCACUUCUUGAGGCAGAAUUAGCAAGGUUGAGGAGCAUUUUGACACACCUUAAGGGGAAAAUAGACAGUGAAUUGGGUGAUUUCCCCUUUCAAAAUCAGUGUAACUCUUCUUACAUUUUUAAAGAAGGGGAUGCUGGUUUGAUGUCCUCUGCCAGGACUAUUGGUCUUCAGUGUCAGAACGAUUUGCCGUGCUUCCAUCCACAUGCAGGAUCAUCAUCCCAAGUCAACAUUUGUGCCUAUGGAAAAUCCAUGAUUCCAUGGGAAGGAAACUGUCAACCAGAAACUGUAGAUUGUCAAACUGAUGCAAAUAACAUGACCAAUACUGAAGGACAAACUGUGGAGACAGUGGAUAACUUCAUGUCAUCUACAUCUCAAGAUGGAUAGUUUAGCCAGACAAAUAACUUUCUUGCGUGUUUCUUUUCUAUUGUUAUCACGGAUGAUUUGUUUUUUUAAGGGCCUAUUGGGUAAACUUUUCCAAAAAACACUUCUAGGAGAGAAAAAUAGAAAGAAAAAUGAAAUUAGCUUCUCUAUGAGUUCAAAUUAGCUUAAGCAUAAGAUAAUUUGUAGAAGCUCUCUUCUAUUAGCUUCUCCACAAUCUUAUUUUUUACUUAUGUAUAAAUUAGUUUUAACUUAUAGAGAAGCUUAUUUCAAUUUUUCUGCCUACUUUCUUCUUCUAGAAGUGCUUCUAGAUAAAUUUAUCCAAACAGUCCCUAACAUUUGGUGUGGUUAGGUAAGAUGAGGUACAUAUAAUUAGUGUUACCAUAAAAGGUAUGUAUGUUAGAUAACUCAUAACAUGACUCAUGAAGUUUGCCGUCUGCAAUCUAUAGGAUAUGUAUAUUCAGGGAAGUAUUUUAGAAAUUUGUACAAUAUGCCAGCAUGUAAAAUGUGCUCUACUUUUUAGACAAACAAAAUUCCUUGUUGUGUA
Molecule: messenger RNA, 1618 nt
Organism: Cajanus cajan (pigeon pea)
Lineage: Eukaryota; Viridiplantae; Streptophyta; Magnoliopsida; Fabales; Fabaceae
Gene: BZIP24
Product: basic leucine zipper 24
Biological process (GO): regulation of transcription by RNA polymerase II; DNA-templated transcription
Molecular function (GO): RNA polymerase II cis-regulatory region sequence-specific DNA binding; DNA-binding transcription factor activity, RNA polymerase II-specific
Source: RefSeq, a predicted model, not a curated record